AUGUGCCCUGUACGACUCCAUGACAGCAUCUCUGAGGAAGGCUUCCAUUAUCUCAUCUUUGACCUCGUCACUGGAGGAGAACUCUUUGAGGACAUUGUUGCUCGAGAGUACUACAGCGAGGCAGAUGCCAGCCACUGUAUCAAUCAGAUCCUGGAGAGCAUCAGUCACAUCCACCAGCACGACAUCGUGCACAGAGACCUGAAGCCAGAGAAUCUGCUCCUGGCCAGUAAGAUGAAGGGAGCAGCGGUGAAGCUUGCAGAUUUUGGUUUAGCCAUAGAGGUGCAAGGGGACCAACAAGCAUGGUUUGGUUUUGCUGGAACUCCUGGAUAUUUGUCCCCGGAGGUGCUGAGAAAGGACCCAUACGGCAAACCAGUGGACAUAUGGGCAUGUGGUGUGAUCCUGUACAUCUUGUUGGUGGGCUACCCUCCAUUCUGGGAUGAAGACCAGCACAAACUGUACCAGCAAAUCAAAGCUGGUGCCUAUGAUUUUCCUUCUCCAGAGUGGGAUACAGUGACUCCUGAGGCCAAGAAUCUGAUCAAUCAGAUGUUAACGAUUAACCCUGCCAAAAGAAUCACGGCUGACCAGGCCCUAAAGCAUCCCUGGGUCUGCCAACGCUCCACUGUGGCCUCCAUGAUGCACCGCCAAGAAACUGUGGAAUGUUUGCGCAAGUUCAACGCCAGGAGGAAACUCAAAGGAGCUAUCCUCACAACCAUGCUGGUGUCCAGGAACUUUUCAGUGGGACGGCAGCAUACCAGCCCUGCUGCUACCACCAGCACGGCCGCAAUGGCUACGGAAGCGUGCAAAACUUUGCUGAACAAGAAGGACGGCGUGAAGUCGCAGGGAAACAACAGUAAAAACAGUGUAGUAAGCAGCAGCAGCACCAAAGACAGCAGCAUGUCAUCUACAGCACCAAUGGAAGCCCAGACAACUGUUGUACACAACCCAGCUGACGGCACCAAGGGCUCCACGGAGAGCUGUAAUAAUGCAGACGAUGAUGAGAUGAAAGCUCGCAAACAAGAGAUAAUAAAGAUGACAGAGCAGCUGAUUGAAGCCAUCAACAAUGGGGAUUUUGAUGCCUACACGAGAAUCUGUGACCCCGGCCUGACCUCCUUUGAGCCGGAGGCUCUCGGGAACCUGGUGGAGGGCAUGGACUUUCAUAAGUUCUACUUUGAGAAUCUUCUGAGUAAAAACAGUAAACCUGUGCACACCACCAUCCUCAACCCCCACGUCCAUCUGAUCGGUGAGGACGCCGCCUGCAUCGCCUACAUCCGCCUGACGCAGUACAUGGACGCUCAGGGCCGGCCGCGCUCCUGCCAGUCUGAGGAGACGCGCGUGUGGCACCGCCGCGACGCCAAAUGGCUCAACGUGCACUUCCACUGCUCCGGAGCGCCCGCCGCCCCGCUGCAGUUUCCUGAAACUUUGAAGCUCUCUGGAGCCUUUAGUUCUCUGCGGUCGGAGUGGAGCCCUGAUCCUGGCUGGGACGAGGCUGCCUGA
Menidia menidia (Atlantic silverside) is the source of this 1494-nucleotide messenger RNA. NCBI's taxonomy places the organism in Eukaryota, Metazoa, Chordata, Actinopteri, Atheriniformes, Atherinopsidae. The record is from the annotation of a GenBank genome assembly.